UGUGACAAAGGUGAGGCCGCACCAUUGCCGUUUUGUAAUAUCUCACUGCCCAUACAUGAUCGAGCACAGGAUCUCGUUUCCCGCCUAAACCUCACGGAGAAGGUUCAACAGCUGGUGAACAAGGCUGCCGGGGUUGCUAGGUUAGGGGUCCCACCCUACGAGUGGUGGUCUGAGGCCUUACAUGGGGUCUCCAAUGUUGGGCCCGCGGUGCACUUCAAUGGCACUAUCCCAGGUGCCACCAGUUUUCCUGCAGUCAUCCUGAGUGGUGCCUCCUUCAAUGAGACACUAUGGUUUGUGAUGGGCCAAGUGGUUUCAACCGAGGCUCGAGCCAUGUAUAACACUGGGCUGGCGGGGCUCACCUACUGGAGCCCAAAUGUCAACGUCUUUCGUGAUCCUAGGUGGGGAAGAGGUCAGGAGACCCCCGGUGAGGACCCCGUAGUUGUUAGUCGCUAUGCUGUCAACUAUGUUCGAGGAUUGCAGGACCCUGACAAUGAGGCAACAUCUUCUAACAGUCUCAAGGUUUCAAGUUGUUGCAAGCAUUACACAGCUUAUGAUGUCGAUAACUGGAAAGGGGUUGAUCGCUUCCACUUUGAUGCUACAGUGAAAUUGCAAGACAUGGAAGAUACAUACCAGCCACCGUUCAAGAACUGUGUUGAGGAGGGGCAAGUGAGCAGUGUGAUGUGCUCCUAUAACAGAGUCAAUGGCAUCCCCACCUGUGCUGAUCCCAACCUCCUUAAAGGGGUGGUCAGGGGACAAUGGAACCUAGAUGGGUACAUUGUUUCCGAUUGCGACUCAAUCGAAGUUUUUUAUAAUGCAAUCCAUUAUUCGGCGACACCAGAAGAUGCAGUGGCUGCAGCACUAAAAGCAGGUCUGGACAUGAAUUGUGGGACGUACCUAGGAAAAUACACAGGAAAUGCAGUGAAAACCGGCAAAGUCGAAGAAUCAGUGGUAGACCAAGCCUUAAUCAACAAUUACAUAGUGUUGAUGAGAUUAGGCUUCUUUGAUGGCGACCCCAAACAGCUUCCAUUUGGCAAGUUGGGCCCCGCCGACGUGUGCACGGCCCCACACCAACAAUUGGCCCUUGAAGCAGCCAAGCAAGGGAUUGUCCUCCUCUACAAUGAUGGAGCCCUCCCUUUGUGUGACAAAGCCCUAAAAACAAUGGCUAUAAUUGGACCCAAUGCUAAUGUAACUGAAGUUAUGAUAAGCAAUUAUGCUGGAAUACCUUGCAAAUAUGUCACCCCAUUACAAGGUAUGCAAAAAUACAAUUUGAGCACAAGUUAUUAUCCAGGGUGUGCGAAUGUGGGUUGCAAAGAUGGAAGCCUCAUUGCAGGAGCUGCCAAGGCAGCCUCUAGUGCUGAUGUUGUGGUGUUAGUUGUUGGACUUGAUCAAUCUAUAGAGGCUGAGGGAUUGGAUAGGGUGAACUUAACCUUGCCUGGUUUACAAGAGAAAUUGGUCUCUGAUGUAGCGGAUGCCGCCAAGGGGACGAUGAUACUUGUGAUCAUGUCAGCUGGGCCGAUUGAUGUUUCUUUUGUUGUGAACAAGAGCAACAUAAGGGGGAUAUUGUGGGUCGGAUACCCUGGUGAGGCUGGUGGAGAUGCCAUAGCUCAAGUCAUAUUUGGGGACUAUAAUCCUGGGGGUAGGUCACCAUUCACAUGGUACCCUCAGGAAUUUGCAGAUAAAGUCCUCAUGACAGACAUGAACAUGAGGCCCAAUGCCACCACCAACUUCCCAGGAAGGACAUACAGGUUUUACUCAGGAAAACCCAUCUAUGAAUUUGGUCAUGGACUAAGUUACUCCACUUUCUCCAAGUUCAUAAAAAAUGCACCUUCUUCUCUCUCUAUACCAAUUAAGCCUACUCAAAGCUCGGAGUUGGAUAUCAAACACAACAUUCUUGAUGCAUUGGUGACGGAUCCCAGAAGAGCAAUCGACUUGUCAACAGUUAUUUGUGACCACUUGAGAUUCAAUGUGACUGUUGGAGUAAAAAAUGAGGGUCCGAUUCAUGGGACUCAUGUGGUAUUAUUAUUUUGGAAGCCUCCUAACACUACUGAGAUCAAUGGAAACCCAAAGCAACAACUGAUUGGGUUUACCAGGGUUGAGGUGAAGAGAGGAGAAGUUGUGUUGGCAACCAUAAGUGUUGAUUUAUGCAAGGACUUGAGUUCAGUGGAUGAAGAGGGAAAGAGGAAGGUUAUACUUGGGCAGCACACAUUAGUAGUUGGCUCAUCAACUGAGCAACAAGUGAGGCACCAUAUCUAUUUGAGAGCAAAAAACAGUAGAGCUGAGAUGAUGUAG
Amborella trichopoda is the source of this 2289-nucleotide messenger RNA. RefSeq names its product putative beta-D-xylosidase 5. The record is from RefSeq and is a predicted model, not a curated record. Gene Ontology annotation, biological process: arabinan catabolic process; xylan catabolic process. Lineage: Eukaryota; Viridiplantae; Streptophyta; Magnoliopsida; Amborellales; Amborellaceae. Gene Ontology annotation, molecular function: alpha-L-arabinofuranosidase activity; xylan 1,4-beta-xylosidase activity.